GGAACUGCUCGGACUCUUUGGGCUCGCUCGGAAGCUCCGCCUCCCUAGCCGUGCGCCUCCCCUCCCCGCCCCACCGGGCCAGAAGCUUGCUCACCUGUUGACCGCCAAACAAGCGAGCCGGCGGCCCGGAAGCGACUCGUGCCUCUCCUCUCGAAUCGAACCGCGGCAGAGGAAGAAAACAAGAGCCCGUCGGCGGCUUUCGAGAGCAACAGGUCCGCGCGGGCUUUUGGAAGCCGCUUUGAAACGUCGCCCGAGCGGCGGCGCUCGUCGGUUCUUCUGCCCGAUGGAAGUCUCCGCGUCCGCCAUUUAAGCGAUGCCCCAAAGCGGCACGGAGAGUCCCGGGAGGCAGCGGGGUAACGGGCCGCCGUCGUCGCCGACGGCCCGCUUGGCGGGCGGCGCCGCCUCCUCGGGGGCGGAGUCGGACACGGAGAGCAGCGGCACGGAGAGCAAAAAGGUGAGGCGGACCGAGACCGACGCCGCUCGGGACGUCGCUCGCGCGCCCGCGCGCCUUGAACGCCACUUGCGCUUCAGGUGCCCGUUUCUCUCUCAGUCGGGUGUCAAAAGGACCGAGGCGGGCUCGCCCGGGGUGCUGUCGUCGCCCUCCGCGCUCCAUCAGCGAAUCGCCGAGCUUGACUGGCAGAAGGAAGAACUUAAGCUGGAGCUGCAGCUGGAGAUCGCCCUUCUGCAAGGCGAGCUGCGGACGGAGAGGACGCGGCUGCUCCGGCACACGCGCGAGCUGCGGGAGCUGCAGGAACGAGCUCGCACCGGGCCCGCCCAAAGUCGGCAACAAGAGCGCCGGCGUCUGGAGGAGGAGAGGCUGCGAGUGCUGGAGCUGAGGAGGAAAUGGCAGGAGAAGCGGGCGCUGAUCCCCGCCCUGCCGGGGAGCCACGGGGAGCGACUGGCGCUUCAGCUGCAGCACGAAAAAGAGGCGAUGGAGGCGGCCGUGCGGGCCUUUGAGGACUGGGAGUUUCGUGUUCUGGAGCAGGAGAGCGGCGUGGACGAGGGGCGGGCCGGUUCUGGCCAGGAAGGUGACGGCGAGGGCGGGGGCGGGGACCAAGAGACGAGAGCCAGCUUGGAGCGGGACAUCUCUUGCCAGCUGCUCGCCGUCGCCGCGGCACAGGAGCGAGUUCAGGUGCUGGAGACGCAGCUGAGAGACAUGGAGGGUGAGAAGGAGCGAGAGCUGGAAGCCUUAACCAGGCAGAAGAAGGACCUCCUGUGCUCCGCUCACACGGAGCUGCGCAAGGACUCGGGCAGCCUUCCCCGGCGACGGAGUUGGCACCGCAGCGGCAGAACCAAGGACAGGCCCGCGUCAGCCCAGGGCCUGGAACGGGCCCCGGCGGACGGCGGCCAACCCCGGGAGGCGCUCGGGUGCCCCUCUCCGCCACGCAGACUCCACGACGGGCGCGCCCGUGGCCGCGAGCGCCUCACGCCUGGCGACGGCGCGGCAAGCUCUCGCGCCGCCAGUCCGUGUCUGAUGAAUCUGGUGGCGAUGGAGCGCAAGUUGCGGGAAGCCACGGCGGAACGGGAGAGGCUGCUUCGAGAGAGACAGGAAGAGCGACAGCGAGCAUCGUUGAAGGAGAGAAUGCAGCGAGAGCUCAACUGGCCCAGGUCAGAAGCAGCAGAAGCAGACCAUCCGCACAGCCCGGAGCCACGAGAGAACCCGAGCGGGUCCCUGCUAAACCCUCCUGAGCGGCUGCCCCUGUCCCUGUCCCCGGACUUUGACCUGCGCACCCACGUGGAGUCUCUGGGUCACGGGGUGUCAGCUUGCACGGACCUGCGCCUGUCCUCGCGGCGCUGCGCCAGCUUCCUGACCAAGCGAGGCGGCCGUGUUAAGACCUGGAAGAAGAGGUGGUUCCUCUUCGACGUCGACCACCGAAGGCUGGCCUACUACACAGAUUGUGACGAGAGGAAGCUGAAAGGUGUCAUCUACUUCCAGGCCAUAGAAGAGGUUUAUUAUGACCACCUGCGCACAGCCGCUUCCUCGCCUCGGCCCAGCCUGACAUUCUGUGUCAAGACGUAUGACCGCCUCUUCUUCCUGGUGGCGUCCAAUCCGGUCGCCAUGAGAAUCUGGAUGGACGUCAUUGUCACAGCGACCGACGAGCAUAGCCGCUAUUGACCUUGAUGGCUGAGCGCUAACUCGAGAAGAAGAAGAAGCAGCAGCAGCAUUUGUUACUUUAGAAAGGAGGGAGGACUCUGAUCAGUCUGUUUCUGGGUACUUUGUCUCCCCCGACGCACCUCCGCCAGGCGUGACAGCUCUACGGGACCAAUAAAUAUAUGAACUUGCAAUCAAAAUUGGGUUGAUUGAAGUCCAAUUUAUACUGUGUGUGUGUGUGUGUGUAUAUACAGGACGUUUUUGCAAGAUUAAUUUAUUCUGUGGACUUUUGCCUGGAUUUGGAGAAACAGCCAUACACUGUUCUCAAUGCACUAUUAAAUAUGUCAAGAAAAAAUGUU
Hippocampus zosterae (dwarf seahorse) is the source of this 2451-nucleotide messenger RNA. Its product is annotated as pleckstrin homology-like domain family B member 3. The transcript is spliced from 13 exons. NCBI's taxonomy places the organism in Eukaryota, Metazoa, Chordata, Actinopteri, Syngnathiformes, Syngnathidae. The coding region runs from base 314 to 2116 and encodes 600 amino acids. The record is from RefSeq and is a predicted model, not a curated record.